Drosophila subobscura is the source of this 579-nucleotide messenger RNA. RefSeq lists its product as uncharacterized. The record is from RefSeq and is a predicted model, not a curated record. Lineage: Eukaryota; Metazoa; Arthropoda; Insecta; Diptera; Drosophilidae. The transcript has a single exon. The coding region runs from base 64 to 558 and encodes 164 amino acids.
AAAUCCCCUGUACAUCCCGAACCCUCUAUUCGGUUUCCUUGACCCCUCCCUUGGCCGCGCAAAAUGUACUCGCAACCGCAACAAGUGUCCCAUGGCACUCAGACCAUGCCACAGCCGAGUCCCAAGGCCGUGUGCGUGCCGCUGCUGUUGGUCGACGAGGAUGGGAAGAAACGCUACUGCUACCAUGGCGGCAAGUGCCGGUGCGAGACCUGCCAGAAGAUGCGCGAGCAGCAGGCGGAGGAGCUGGACGAGCAGCUAUUGGCCGCCCUGCCACACAGUCGCUUGCAGCUGGUGCCGGCGCUGCGUCAGGUGAGGCCGAAGCAGUACCGCUUGGACGCCAGAUACGCCACGCCCGAGCUGUCCAAGUACCUGAGCGAGGAGCACAAGGAGCUGCGCAAGAAGUACAAGACCUACUAUCUGCCCGAGAAGUACUUCCAGGUGAAUGCCUUCAAGGUGCCCGGUCCGCAGCACAAGCAGACCCAAACGGAUAUCCGAAUCGGCAGCUACGGCAUCGACGGUUGUCCGUGCAUCGACAAAUCUCUCUGCUGGGACAUCUAGUGGGAAUAGGAGAAUAAACAG